Cheilinus undulatus (humphead wrasse) is the source of this 1487-nucleotide messenger RNA. RefSeq lists its product as uncharacterized. Gene Ontology annotation, molecular function: MHC class II protein binding; protein tyrosine kinase binding. NCBI's taxonomy places the organism in Eukaryota, Metazoa, Chordata, Actinopteri, Labriformes, Labridae. Gene Ontology annotation, cellular component: membrane raft; external side of plasma membrane. Gene Ontology annotation, biological process: T cell activation; positive regulation of ERK1 and ERK2 cascade; interleukin-15-mediated signaling pathway. The coding region runs from base 10 to 1461 and encodes 483 amino acids. The transcript has 8 exons. The record is from RefSeq and is a predicted model, not a curated record.
UCAAGCAAUAUGAUGCAAACAUAUUCUGCAAGGAGUUUCUUUUCUGAGAGAAUGGCUUCAUUUUUUCUGCUGAGUUUUGGUCUUCUUUUUCUUGCACAUGCAGCAGCAGGACAUCAGUCAUCAGAUCAUUCUUUGAUGUUUGGUGCACCAGGAGAUGGUGUGACUUUGCCAUGUCGCAUACUUUCAAUCACAUCCUGCGACUCUGUGGGCUGGAGGAUUUCACACUCCGGUAAGGAGGUGGUGAAGGCUGGACGGGUGACAGAUCCAUACAUCAACAGACUUGGUCUGCUUGAAGACUGCUCGCUAAGGAUUCAUCACCUGGAAAUUGACGAUGCUCAGCUUUACUCCUGUGAAAGUGGAGUACUCAAUUCAAGUGUUUCCCUUAGGAUUCUUGAAAUUUCAAGGAAUCCAUCGUAUUCAGUUGGGAAGAUAGAGCUUCACUGUUUUCUCAACACACACACAGGCUAUAAACCCUGUAAGAAUGAAGGAAUGAAUAUUACAUGGACGACAGAGGAUAACACAGCUUUAAAUGGAAACAGGUUUCAUUUUGAAAAUAUCCCUGGCUGCUUCUCUAAGCUAUUCAUUGAUUACAAACUGACAGACCAUCACAGGAAAUGGAGAUGCCAGAUGAGUUUGAACGACACAGUUAAAGCCGCCACUACUUAUACAACAACAGUGAAAGAUGGCCUUGAGGAAGUGUUCGCAGCCGUCAGUGAGUCAGUGUCACUCUCCUGUGGCAACACUUCCUCUCUCGCUGUGGGCGGCAGAGUGGAGUGGAGGAUGGGAUCACAGAAAGAUCAUAAGUCACCUAAUAAAAGUUUAACAGAGGCGUUUCAUGUGAAUAAAGAUUUCUCAUUGGGGAUUGACAAAGUGAGUCCUCUGCAUGUAGGGGAUUACACAUGUUCAGCUGGUCAGCAGGUCUUCAACAGAGUCAGGCUGCAUACUUUAGAUGUUGCUUCAGAAAGUGGCCCAGGAGGGGGAAAUCUCACUCUGACUUGCAUCCUGUCCUGCUCUCAUGAAUGUGUGCAAGAGUUCAGUUUAACAUGGUCUGGAAGUGGUCUCCAGAGUGCUUUAAUGACCAUCAAUAACACCCUUAUAAAAAAGCUAUUUGUACCAUCUAUGCCCAUGGCAUCAGAUGACUUUAUCUGCUCUGUGUAUAGAGAGGGAGGGGUGAUGGCAUCAAAGAGAUGGCACAUUGGUUACUCGCUUCAAACAGAAACUUGGUUUUGGGUAACCUUUACUCUCAGUCUGUUGGUAUGCAUAAGUGCUGGAGGUCUCUACAUGUACAUAAAGAGGAAGCACAAAAAGGAUUCAGAAAAUGAACUAACAAGUAUAGGAAUGAAUCACAUGUAUGAAGACAUUGAGGAUGACACUAAUGACGAACAACACCAGCAAAGAAAUGCCAAAAGAGAAGUUGCAACUACUGACAGUUUUUAUGAUUUAUUGCAGGCUGUAAACUAAUAAAAGUGAUUUUUUUAUUCUUUGGA